UAAAUAACAAACCAAAGCGCAAAAAUCGCGGACCCGCACUCUUCUCCCUUCUCCCUCGCUCUCUCCAAACAAAAGAAAAAAAUAAUCAUCAAAUUAAAAAAAAAAAAAAUUCGAAACCCCUAAAUCCCCAAAUCUCAUAAAAAUCACACCUUUUCUCCCCAAAUUCAUGCCCAACCCUAAACCUAACUCCUCAAUUUCAAUGACUGAAUGCUCAAUCCUUACUAUUCCCCUAUAAUGAAGAUCAUGAGCCCUUGCUGGAGACCCUCGUCGGCCUUCGACGUCGCCGGCGACGACGGAUCGAGGACCGAUGGAUUGCUUUGGUACAAGGAUCUAGGGCGCCACGUGGCGGGAGAGUUCUCGAUGGCGGUUGUGCAGGCGAACAAUUUGCUUGAAGAUUCGAGCCAGAUCGAAUCAGGGGCGUUGAGCGUGGAGAGCUCGAGAUCGGGGAGCUUGUGUUGUGGGACUUUUGUUGGGGUUUAUGAUGGCCAUGGCGGGCCUGAGACCUCGCGGUAUAUUGCCGAUUGUUUGUUCCAGAAUUUGAAGAAAUUUGCUUCAGAGCAACAAGGCAUGUCUGUAGAUGUUAUAAAAAGAGCGUAUGCAGCCACAGAAGAAGGCUUCAUCUCUGUUGUAAGAAAGCAAUGGGAAAAUACGCCACAGCUUGCAUCGGUUGGUUCUUGCUGUUUGGUUGGUGUAAUUUGUGGCGGGAUGCUUUAUGUUGCAAAUGCAGGAGAUUCUCGUGCAGUUUUGGGCAGAUGGUUGAGAGGUGAGCGAGAAGUUUCAGCAGUUCAGAUGUCAACAGAACACAAUGCAAGCAAUGAGUCUGUGCGUGAGGAAUUGCAAUCUUUGCAUCCUGAUGAUCCACAGAUUGUCGUUCUAAAGCAUAAGGCUUGGCGUGUGAAGGGUAUCAUACAGAUUUCGAGAUCUAUUGGGGAUGCUUAUCUAAAGGAUGCAGAAUUUAACCGACAGCCUCUACUCGCAAGGUUUCGGGUUCCUCAACCAUUUCAUAAGUCAAUCCUUAGUGCCGAGCCAUCUAUAACUACACAUAAACUCUCUCCGCAAGAUCAGUUUAUCAUUUUUGCAUCUGAUGGUCUAUGGGAACAUCUGAGCAACCAAGAAGCUGUGGAUAUAGUUCACAACUCUCCUCGUAAUGGAAUUGCGAGAAGAUUGAUAAAAACUGCUCUGCAAGAGGCAGCAAAGAAAAGAGAGAUGAGAUACUCUGACUUAAAGAAGAUCGAUCGUGGAGUCAGAAGACAUUUCCACGAUGACAUCACUGUGGUAGUUCUAUAUCUAGACCCUAGCCUUAUCCGCAAGGCCAAUUACCUCGGCCCCACUCUAUCCUUGAGAGGAGGUGGGGCUUCUACAGAAUCUCCAUUCCUAAAGUUCUAGUACAAAGCUUUCAGAAUUCAUCUCUUUCACUUGUAGCAGAAAAUUCUUUUGUCCAGUUAAUUGCAUCGACUUGUUCUUCUGUUCUUAUGAGAGGUAGUGAAGUAAAAGCAGAGGAUCUUGAAUCUUGCAUUAUAGAAAGAAGACACGAAUAGAAGCGGGGAUUCUCAGUCUUAUCAAGAUUCUGGUUGAACUCAGAAUUUCUACUUGCAGGUCUGAGACGAUCAGAGAUUAUAGAUAGAGCUGUAGCUUUCAUGAAACUGUUUUCGACCCAUCGGUCUCAUAGUGUUGCCUUUUCAUUUUGCAGUAAUGAUCAUUCUCAGCUUUCUAAUGGGCUUUUGGAGGGAAUCUGGAGGAUAGAUGCGGUUGUAUUUGCUACUUUGUAUUUGAAGACGGCAAAUAGAGACUACUUUUGAAUGUAGAGAAAUUAUAUUAGUGUUCACUGUAGAAUUACUCUGGUGCAAUAUAAUUUAUGCGAAGUCUGUUUUGUAAAGAAAGCCCCUAGUUUUGGUACAUAUUCAUAUUCGUGGUAAUUCAAUUUGGUAGAUAAAACAUGGUGAUGUGCUUAUUUAACUUAACCUUGCAGUUAUUUGGAUUUGGAUCCUUUUCACUAUGAAAACAUAGUGGAGAGACCAUUGUUUUUUUUAUA
Messenger RNA from Asparagus officinalis (garden asparagus), 2032 nucleotides. Its product is annotated as probable protein phosphatase 2C 46. Bases 208 to 1386 code for a protein of 392 amino acids. Gene Ontology annotation, molecular function: protein serine/threonine phosphatase activity; cation binding. The transcript is spliced from 4 exons. Gene Ontology annotation, biological process: protein dephosphorylation. Lineage: Eukaryota; Viridiplantae; Streptophyta; Magnoliopsida; Asparagales; Asparagaceae. The record is from RefSeq and is a predicted model, not a curated record.